Umbelopsis ramanniana AG is the source of this 923-nucleotide messenger RNA. RefSeq lists its product as uncharacterized. The transcript has 3 exons. The record is from RefSeq and is a predicted model, not a curated record. The coding region runs from base 41 to 718 and encodes 225 amino acids. Lineage: Eukaryota; Fungi; Mucoromycota; Umbelopsidomycetes; Umbelopsidales; Umbelopsidaceae.
AUUCUUUCGCAUUCGAAAUUCACCAGCAACUUGAUUUAGCAUGGCGGAUAGUUUGCAAAGCCUUUUGGAAACGUUGCAACCGUCGUUGUUAGUCCUUCAAAAUCCAAAUUCAAUAGACCGAACAGCUAAGCGCCUUGCCAUUGGUAAUUUACGAGAAUGCGGAAUGGGAAAACUCAAGGAUCCUGAGACUGCUCGAGACUUCCUUCAAAAUACGCACACUAUAUUAUUGAACUGCAUAUGUCAGGACCGCGUCGAAAAAUGCCGAGAACAAUGUCUGGAGUUCACAUAUGACGCUUUUUCAUAUUCGUCUGAUACAAGCUUUGCUCUUGCAGCCACUCUAGAGUUGUGCAAAAAGAGAGUUCUUAUUGCUCCGAAAAUGAGAGAGCCUGAAGAAGAAUCAGAGGAAAUUCGGCUAGGAAUUGUGAGGCUAUUGAACCUUCUUUUAUCUAAAUGUUCAGCGCAAGCUAUAAAACCGGCUAUAGCGGAUGAUAUAGUACAAGUUGUUCAAGGUUGUAUCAAGGACAAGUUUCCCGAUGUACAAAAGGAAGCAUGCUGCGUGCUACUGACGAUAACGGAGAGAAAGUCAAGCUAUAUUGGAUACUUUGGUGACAAGAUCACGAAAGCAGUAACCCCCAUUUUACGACAUAAACAUGCUAUCCUUCGCACCUUGGGUAUCCAGUUUAUUCACUAUUCAAGGUCGUGGAACGUUUGGUGGUGACCAACUUCGUUGGUCUAAAACCGUUGGUGGAAGUGACCGAGGACCACGAUAAAUCCAUAAUGGAGACCUUAUCCUAUGACAAUUCUCCCGUCGUGAGAGAAGCAUUGGCGCGCUGCAAUACCACAUGGCUCACCACUUGUUCGCCAAUAGAUCGAUACAAGUUCGCGGAUGCACUUCUUCCGCUAUUACUGACAGCAGCUGUUGA